AUGUUUACGGACAAGUCGCCGAUUAGCGAAAGUUUGAAGCGGCUUUUGCUUUGCAUGAUGUUUUUUGCUGAACUCAUGGAUACGAUGGUCACAAUAUUUCGGCCAAUCAUUUACCUUCCUGCUUUUGUCAUCAAGCUCCCCAAUGACUCCAAUUUUCCGACGCUUUCUGUGGUUCUUGGAGCGCAAGUAUAUUUCCUUUGCUUUUCCGGUGUAUUUUUCACCUAUUUCCGAAGCGGAAUUCUGAAGCGUCGUCUGCUCGACAUCGACCAACACCAUUACUAUCGAUUUAUGGAAAUCUACGCUUAUAUUAUGUUUACUUCUCUCGGGAUCACACUGAGCUGCUUCAUUUGGAUGCCUUACUUUGAAGGAACGCUGAAAAAUUAUGACAGAGCUGAUGUGUGCAUUUUCGAGCCAUUAUACUGCGGUCGAGGGCCAAUAAUUAUCGCAAGCCGACCUGACGUAUUGAAUGCCAUGUUUCGGGUUGCAUUUUGGAUCUCGGCCGUCGGGAUUGUGCUCUAUUCGACAACCGUAUUCACCGCGGUCAAGGAGUUGUUCUCCAGCAACGUUAAAAAGAGCAGUAGAAUCGGUCAAGUCAGCUGUUUAUUCAUCGAAAGUCACUCGUUAUUCAACGGGUUGGUGUUUAUUUUUGCUACAAAAGCUUAUCGUGAGAAGCUUUGGAGUUGGCUGACUUUCCGGAAAGGAAACCAUCAGCAAGCCCGAGUCCAAGUCGUAAGCUUACCAAAUGUGCUAUCGAUCACCGAAAUCAAGUGUGGUUACCUGAAACCGAUAGACGCAACAUCGAAGAGUAUU
This is a messenger RNA of Mesorhabditis spiculigera, 810 nucleotides long. The record is from the annotation of a GenBank genome assembly. Lineage: Eukaryota; Metazoa; Nematoda; Chromadorea; Rhabditida; Rhabditidae.